Salvelinus fontinalis (brook trout) is the source of this 1321-nucleotide messenger RNA. Its product is annotated as homeobox protein Hox-B6b-like. The transcript has 2 exons. Gene Ontology annotation, biological process: anterior/posterior pattern specification; regulation of transcription by RNA polymerase II. Bases 140 to 820 code for a protein of 226 amino acids. Gene Ontology annotation, cellular component: nucleus. Gene Ontology annotation, molecular function: DNA-binding transcription factor activity, RNA polymerase II-specific; RNA polymerase II cis-regulatory region sequence-specific DNA binding. The record is from RefSeq and is a predicted model, not a curated record. Lineage: Eukaryota; Metazoa; Chordata; Actinopteri; Salmoniformes; Salmonidae.
AGUUCCCUUCUGCCCUAUUCAGUGGCAUCACGCAAGCCCCCUUCAGCUAGAACCAAAUCUCCGAUAAAGUAAUGGCAAACCCACUUGGACUAUAAAACAUUACAAAUCAUAUUCCUCGGAGCAUACCGUUGUUCAUCCAAUGAGUUCCUAUUUUGUCAACUCAACUUUUCCUGUUUCUCGGCCGGGAGGACAGGAGUCUCUCCUGGGUCAGAUACCAUUAUAUUCCUCCGGAUAUACUGACCCUUUAAGACACUUUUCUAACGCUACAUAUGGAGCUGCCAAUAUGCAAGAGAAGGCUUACCCAACCUCAUAUUACCAGCAAACCUCUGGUGUCUACGGUCGCCCCAGCACCAGCGCUCCCUGCGACUACCCAGCUGGAACUUUUUACAAGGACAGUGACCGUUCGUGCGCUUUCGCAAGUCGAGAGGAGCAGCCGCUCGUAUUAACUCAGGAUCCGCGCAGGUCAGAGUGCCUCGAGCAAAAUGUAAACAUAACCACUGCUGUGGACGACAAGUCUUCUUCUCUGCUUUAUCCGUGGAUGCAAAGGAUGAAUUCUUUCGCCACCGGGGCCUUUGGUAGCAGUGGGCGCAGGGGCCGUCAGACCUAUACUCGUUACCAGACACUUGAGCUCGAGAAAGAAUUUCAUUUCAAUAGGUAUUUGACCAGGCGUCGUCGAAUCGAGAUUUCGCAUGCUCUAUGUCUCACUGAACGCCAGAUAAAGAUUUGGUUCCAGAAUCGCAGAAUGAAGUGGAAAAAGGAGAACAAAGUUAUGAAUCCUUCGAAACCCAGCGACGAAGAAGAGGAAAACAAGACAGAUUAAAAGACAUUGAAUACAUAAGCUACACAAGCCAUAACUGUUGUAAUAUGAAUUGAGAGCGGUUGAAUUAUUGUUGUUGUUUUUCAGAAAAUAGCUGCAUAGGCCUACACAUUUUUGUGAAAUAUGUCAAUAGGCAUAGACUAAUAUAUUUGCACGAUUAAAUAGCGUAUGUAGGUUAGCCUAUUCUUAUUUGAUCGUAUUUGUUUUUAGUUUUGUAAAUAUUGUUGCAGUAAAUAUUGUUUGACUAGGUCUGUGCAACAACAGACCUAGUCAAAAUGACACGAUAAUUCAAUAGUUUGCUUCAAAAAAUGUCCUUAAUAUCGAUACAAGCUUUGUAAUAGCCUAGUGUGUGUUGUAUAUUGUUCGUUUUUGACUUUUACAUCGCUUUGUCAUGUUCAACUGAAUAAUGUUUUGACAAGUUAUUUAUUGUGCACUUGCACAUCUGGAAGCAUAUGUUUUGUCAUCUUUUAUAAAUACAAAUAAAGCAUUGUUUAGUUGUGUGAA